UCAAGCAGAGCUUGGUGAUCCAACCGAUGUGUGAGCGUUUACUGUGAUAAGAAGCCAUUCUCAAAUAAUAUUACUAAAAACACUUUUAAACUUUCAGCUCUAUAUUUUGUUCUGGCUCUUUCGCCGUUGAUACAUUUUAUGAUUUUUCCUCCAAGUAGCAUAUCCUUUUAUAGCUCUCUCGCUAGUGGUUUUCACACCCUCACAUCCUUGAAUAUUAAUUUAUGGAAUUUUCUAAUUAAUUAUUCAAAAUUAUGCUUUUGAAUAAUUCAAUCAGCCUUGACUUUCUAUCACAAACAGUUUUUUGUUUUGUGGCCAUACUUUCAUUGUCAUCUUAUUCUUGACCGCUACUUAUUGCCCAAUGAAGUGGAAGACAUGAAUUUAUGCGUAGGCAAUCAAGGAGAGACUGCUGUAGGUCAAUGGUGUGUAUGAAAGAAUGAAAAUUUAUUAUGAUGAACAAUUGCUGCUAUAUUUUGAAAGGGAUGAAAUUUAUUUCAAUGGAAAGAUUUUUCUUCAAGUCAAAUUUAAUUUAAUUGGGUCAUAAUUUCAAGAUUUAUUAAUUUUAGGCUCUAUUAAUAUAUGAGCUAAUACUUCCGCAACAUAUUGAUGUUCUAUCUUUUAAUGAAAAAUAAAUACUAUAUCAAUACCAAUACCGAUAACAAUCCCAGUAUCAGUAGAAAUACCAAUAUCAACAUCAGUACCAAUAACAAUACCAUUAUCAGUAGCAAUCUACCAUCAAUACCUACUCCAUUAACCUAGCCCCAUUACCGAUUAAGACAUCAAAUUAUUAUUCAAUAAUUCAUAUACAAAUUCAAAUUCUUCAAAUAAUACUAAAAUAAAUACUCACACCCUCGCUAUAACAGACAACCGCUACUGACGGUUAAUAAUUUCAUUAAACGCCUUAUUGCUUUGGAAUGCAUAAUUAAUUUACCUUUCAUAAAUUUGAAUUAAUUUAAUUUAAACCACAAACUAGAGACCCAUGUCCAGCUAUAAAAGGAUAUGUUAGCUCAAAGGACAGCCAUUAAAAGCUUCGUCAGCCUUGAUGAAAGUGCAUCAAGAGAUAAUAAGAAUUGAUAAGAACUAGCGUAGUGUAAAAGUUCUUGUAUUGUAGUCGCUGAAGAGCCUAUGAUGUCUCCCAGUAUUAAUGCACAUUCGCAUAUCUACUGGAUGUCUAAGCUAAGUUGGCUGCUGGUAUUCAUGUUGGUUUUCUUGCAUAGCGCCACACACGGAUUACCAGGUUUUAAGCUUUCGGAUUGUAUCCUCAGCAAUUCAGAUGAUCCCAAUGAUUGUAAAGUUGGCGCUUUUAAUAUAAAUAUGAAUAAACCAAAUUGCCCACCUCGCUUAACCUGUUACCGUAAUUUCACUGAGUCUUGUCAUAUGUAUGAUGAUGGUAACAGCAACUGCUUGCCACCUUAUGUUUGUGAUUGCCAUAAAUGUCGUGAAGUGUUGACCUUAUGCCAUGAAAAAGUGAAAUCGCCAUUAAAUUUGCCAAAGCGUAUGAAACCAAUCUAUCCGGAAUAUAUCUAUUAAGCUUUCAUUAUAAUCGCUGGAACCCCACAUUCGUUUUGAUAGACCAAAGGAACUAUAUAAAGGACUAACGCGUAAAACUUGAUGAAUAAUUCUAACGUACAUCUAAAUAGUAUAUACAUACAUAUAUAUUUAAAAGACACUUACCGGAUAUAAUAAAUGAUAUUUACCGUUAUUACUUAAAUUGUCUUAGUUAAA
Zeugodacus cucurbitae (melon fly) is the source of this 1722-nucleotide messenger RNA. RefSeq lists its product as uncharacterized. Lineage: Eukaryota; Metazoa; Arthropoda; Insecta; Diptera; Tephritidae. The transcript is spliced from 3 exons. The coding region runs from base 1123 to 1527 and encodes 134 amino acids. The record is from RefSeq and is a predicted model, not a curated record.